This is a messenger RNA of Manihot esculenta (cassava), 718 nucleotides long. RefSeq lists its product as uncharacterized. Lineage: Eukaryota; Viridiplantae; Streptophyta; Magnoliopsida; Malpighiales; Euphorbiaceae. Bases 135 to 473 code for a protein of 112 amino acids. The transcript has a single exon. The record is from RefSeq and is a predicted model, not a curated record.
AUCUAUAAUUUCCAUAGCACAAUAAUCGACCAAACCUUCAUACAGCUCCCUCAACACCUUAAAAAACAAAGCCUAAGGCUUCUCUCUCUCUCUCUCUCUCCUCCCUCUGUUUCUUCUACUUGAUCUUCCCCUUCAUGGCUGCCGCUACCUCCACGACCUGUACAGGCUUUUUCAACUUCCGUUCAAAUCCCGACGAGGGCAGGAUCCGAUCUUCAUCGACCCACAGCUCACCUGGGUUCGGAAAGCUUGAUGGGGUGGCUAUGUGGUUCAUAAAUGGUGUAGCAAGUGCUUUUUUUGCAUCCUUAGAGAGAUGUUCUUGCAUCCGUAUCGCCACCGAAGACGACGGCGAUGAAGCUAACGACGCACCCUUGAUUAUGAACGAUGGAAACUUGAGGCAUGAUGGUGGAAACAGUAGCACCAGGAGAAGGAAUGGGAAGGGCAAGAAACAGAGCACCGGAGGAUUUGAUGAGUAGUACUUAAUUUACUUGGGUAAGUCAAAUUUGCUGAAAAAAGAAAGAGAAAAUGUGAGCUUUUGUAAGUUAAUUAUGGGGUUUUGGGAUGUGUGAGUUUUGAUCCUUAAGCUUUGAAAGAGGUUGCAAAAUGGUAAUUAAACAAACAGGGAGUUAAAUGUUUGAUGGGUUUGAAUCUCCACUAUGCAUAUGAUCAAAGAAUAAUUUAAUAAAUGAUUUAUGCAUUAAUAAUUUUGUUUAUAUAUAAA